AUUUAUCACGAUUGACAGAUCUAGCUUUCAUUGCCUGCUGUUCAUCUGUACAAUAUUUUCCAAUUUUUCUAAACCCAAAUAAACCGUGAAUAAUGGCUUGCAGAAUGAUAAUUCCACCUGCGGCUCGUGUCCUCAGUCAGCUAGGGAUCCGUGGCAUUACGACACAAGUGUUGGCUUCGCGCUGUGCGAUCAUCAAGGAUGAAAUAACCCAUACUGGCCAGUUCUACGACGAGAAGGAUUACCGUAACGCUCGUUUCGUAAACGCCGAAAAAGUUGUCAACCCAAGCUGGGCUAUUAAGCUGAUCGAUGAGACACCGAUAAUCGAGUCAACUCAACGGGUUGUGUACUGUGACGGUGGUACUGACCCGGCACUAGGACAUCCGAAGGUGUACAUCAAUCUGGAUAAACCUGGAGCUCACGCUUGUGGAUACUGCGGACAGCGUUUCCAGAAAAAAGAUCACCACCACUAAAGAAUUGUUUUGUAAUGUAUAGAUGUAAACUGCAAUAGAAAAUUUAACAUCGCAAAA
Messenger RNA from Topomyia yanbarensis, 527 nucleotides. RefSeq names its product NADH dehydrogenase [ubiquinone] iron-sulfur protein 6, mitochondrial (gene ND-13A). Gene Ontology annotation, biological process: mitochondrial electron transport, NADH to ubiquinone. The record is from RefSeq and is a predicted model, not a curated record. Lineage: Eukaryota; Metazoa; Arthropoda; Insecta; Diptera; Culicidae. The transcript is spliced from 3 exons. The coding region runs from base 93 to 470 and encodes 125 amino acids.